Molecule: messenger RNA, 1958 nt
Organism: Pipistrellus nathusii (Nathusius's pipistrelle)
Lineage: Eukaryota; Metazoa; Chordata; Mammalia; Chiroptera; Vespertilionidae
Source: the annotation of a GenBank genome assembly
AUGCAGCUCCCCGACCCGAGGCCCUGGGCCUCCCUGCUGCUGGCGGACUGGGCUGUACUCCGGCUGCUCCAGGGCACUCUGGACGCUCUGCUCCCCCGGGGGCUGCCGGGGCUGUGGCUGGAGGGGACCCUGCGGCUUGGGGGUCUGUGGUGUCUGCUGAAGCUGGGGGGGCUGCUGGGCCCGGCGGGGACACUGCUGCCCGCGCUCUGCCUGGCGCCCCCUCUGUUCCUCUCCCUGCGGGCGCUGAGCCCGGGGGCCUUGAGUGCGCCCCCAGCCAGCGUGGCUGCAGCCCCCUGGAGCUGGCUGCUGGCGGGGUACGGGGCCGCGGCGCUCAGCGCGGCGGCGUGGGCCGUGCUCAGCCCCCCCGGAGCCCCGGGCGGGGAGCAGGGCCCGGAGAAGAGCCACGCCCUGAUGUGGCGGCUGCUGAGGCUCUCCAGGCCGGACCUGCCCUUGCUCGCCGCCGCCUUCUCCUUCCUCGUGGUCGCCGUGCUGGGGGAGAUGCUGAUCCCCUAUUACUCUGGCCGGGUGAUCGACAUCCUGGGAGGCGAUUUUGACCCCGAAGCCUUCGCCAGCGCCAUCUUCUUCAUGUGUCUCUUCUCCCUGGGGAGCUCGCUGUCCGCCGGCUGCCGAGGAGGCUGCUUCCUCUUCACCAUGUCCAGGAUCAACUUGCGGGUCCGGGAGCAGCUCUUCUCCUCCCUGCUGCACCAGGACCUGAGUUUCUUCCAGGAGACUAAGACAGGGGAGCUGAACUCACGGCUGAACUCAGAUACCAAACUGAUGAGCUCCUGGCUUCCUCUUAAUGCCAACGUGCUCCUGCGGAGCCUGGUGAAGGUGCUGGGACUGUACAGCUUCAUGCUCAACCUGUCGCCUCGACUCACCCUCCUGUCUCUGUUCGAGAUGCCUCUCACAAUGGCAGCUGAAAAGGUGUACAAUGGCCGCCAUCAGGCGGUGCUUCUGGAGAUCCAGGACGCGGUGGCGCAGGCGGGGCAGGUGGUGCGGGAGGCAGUUGGAGGGCUGAAGACUGUGCGCAGCUUUGGGGCUGAGGAGCACGAGGCCUGUCGCUACGAGGAGGCCCUGGAACGGUGCCGGAAGCUGUGGUGGCAGCGAGACCUGGAGAGGGCCCUCUACCUGCUCUUCCAAAGGAUGCUGCACUUGGCCAUGCAGGUGCUGAUGCUGAGCUGCGGGCUGCGGCAGAUCCUGGCGGGGGACCUCACGCGGGGCGGGCUGCUCUCCUUCCUGCUGUUCCAGGAGGACGUGGGCCACCACGUGCAGACCCUGGUGUACAUGUGCGGGGAUAUGCUGAGCAACGUGGGCGCCGCCGAGAAGGUGUUCCGCUACCUGGACCGGCAGCCGAAUCUGCCUCCGCCCGGCACGCUGGAGCCGCCCGCGCUGCGCGGCCUGGUGGAAUUCCAGGAUGUGAGCUUCGCCUACCCGCACCGCCCGGACCAGCCGGUGCUCAAGGGGCUGACGUUCACCCUGCGCCCCGGCCAGAUGACGGCGCUGGUGGGGCCCAACGGCUCGGGGAAGAGCACGGUGGCGGCGCUGCUGCAGAACCUGUACCAGCCCACGGCGGGGGCGCUGCUGCUGGACGGGGCGCCCCUGGCCCAGUACGAGCACCGCUACCUGCACCGGCAGGUGGCUGUGGUUGGGCAGGAGCCCGUGCUGUUCUCGGGCUCCGUGCGGGACAACAUCGCCUACGGGCUGCAGCGCUGCAGCGACGAGGAGGUGCUGGAGGCGGCCCGCGCGGCUCGAGCGGAUGAGUUCAUCCGGGACUUGCCGCAGGGACUGCACUCAGACAUAGGGGAGAAGGGCAGCCUGCUGGCCGUGGGGCAGAAGCAGCGCCUGGCCAUUGCGCGGGCCCUCGUGCGGGACCCUCGCGUGCUCAUCCUGGACGAAGCCACCAGCGCCCUGGACGUGGAGUGCGAACAGGCGAAAACCUUUCGAAGUUCAAAAUAUAA